GCUCAAGGUGGGGGACGUUGCCAGGCACGAUCGGCUUGUGCAAAUGGGCUUGUGCAAAUGGGCACGAUCGGCUUGUGCAAAUCGGCUCGUAGGCGUCACCGCGUGAUCCCUCCUGGGGAUUGCUCAUGCGCGCGAUCGGUGGAUCACGUGAAAGACGGGUGGCUGCUCGCACGGGUGCCAGGCGUUGUCAGGCCGCCAUGUUCACCAGCAAAAAGGCCUGGUGCUGCGCGGCGCUUGGAUGCAGGCCCCCCAGAGGGCGGCGCCGGAGGCGUGGCCUGGCGGCAAGCCGCUGACGUUGGCGGAGCUCGAGCGGUGGGGCGGCGGCGGCGGCGGCGGCGGCGGCGCGGGCCGCAAGGCGGCCGCCGCACUCCACGCCGCCGCCUGCGGCGCCGUCGGCAGCGUCGCGGCGGGCGCGGGCCUCCCGCCUCGGCCGACCACCGGCGCUGCGGCGGCCGCCGGCGCGGGGUCGGCGGGGCAGGGAGCGCCCCUGAACGAUCCCGUGCCCCCGCAGGGCACAGCGCCAGUGGGCACGACCGCGUGCGUCAGCAGCUGGCGCUACGUCGACCACAUCGGUGCUGCCGUUCGCGCAGAGCCGCGCAUAGACGGGCCAAGGACGGAGCACGCUGUGGCGCCUGGCAGCAUCUUUGGCGUCUCCGAGGAGCGCCCUGGAGCGGACGGGGUGCUGUACCUGAGGCUAGCGGACGGCCGCGGGUGGCUCUUCGACAGCGUCCCCGGAGUCGGGGUGCUGUGCGCCAGGUGCGCCGACGACGGCGCGCGGGCAGCGCCGCCUGGCCAGGCUGUCGAGGGGGAUGCGCCUGGAGACGGCGAGCAGUGCAGCGGAGGAGGCGGCCAGGUCGCGGACAUGCCAGCCUUCGCUCCGGGCGACAGGGUGGAGUACAACAGCGCUAGCCUCGGCUGGAUCCCCGCCAGAGUGCUGCAGGUCAAUGUUGAUGGCACGUACAACCUCGAUUGCAAGCCGUGGGUGAGACUGGAACGGCUGCGCGCACUGGCAGGUGCGCUCGGGAAGGGAGAUGCAACCAGUGGGCAAGCACUGGCCAGGGGCUCACCAUCAAUGAAGCUGCCGCACUGCCCCGACCAGUCUUGCACGGCUGCAGAGGGUGGCAAGGGGAGCGCUCUCUCUGCAGUCUGGCGUGGCUCACGCUUGGCAACUAUCUCCCUCGUUCCUUACAGUGGCAGGGGCAGCAAGGGGGAGACGUGGAACUUAUGAUCCUUGUUGCCAGUCUUGGCUGCCAAAUUGCGGAUCCGAUGCCUAGUCUGCAAGUACGGCGGGAUGCCCUAGAGUAAUCAGUGCACAGUUCGAGGACUCUUGGUUUUGUAGAGUAUGUUGGGAUGCGCGGUUCGUUGCAGGACAGGGGCUCAUGCACGUGCUCCACACUGCGUGUCCAGUUAGGUGGUCUUUCAAAUUUGAUCAUUUAAUCGCUUCGCUCAUUCCGCCGGCCCGUCUUGGUGC
This is a messenger RNA of Prorocentrum cordatum, 1471 nucleotides long. Lineage: Eukaryota; Dinophyceae; Prorocentrales; Prorocentraceae. The record is from the annotation of a GenBank genome assembly.